AUGCCUAGUUCUGUCGACGAAAUAUUGCCCUACAUUGCACCAGGUGAUGAAGUCGAUGAUUAUAUAGUUGACUAUGCAUUUGAAGGAAAAUGGGAUAAGGUUAUUGCUUUGUACUAUAAAUUCCCAGAGGUUCACACUGCAAUGAUUAACUAUUCCGUUGGCACUGCAUUGCAUUUGGCGGUACAUUUGGACGAAGAAGAUGUUGUGAAAGAUCUUGUGCAUGCGAUUUUGACGAAAGAAAUGGACGAAGAAGAUGCCAAGGCUCUGGAAAUGGAGAACGAGCGAGGGGAUACACCUCUGCACGUUGCAGCAUCAAGCGGUUUCGCGAGAAUAUGCAGGUGCAUUAUAGGAACAGAUAACGAGAGGAUAUAUUUGCUGAGUCGCAAAAACGAACAAGGGGAGACACCUCUCUUUCUAGCUGCUAUCAAUUGGCAAAAACAAGCCUUUGCAUACCUCUCUGAUAUUUCAAGAGAUAGCAUCACUUUGCAAGAUCUUGUACGAAACAAUGGGGAUAGUAUUCUUCACUGCGCUAUCAGUAGAGAAUAUUUCGAUUUGGCAGUGAUAAUAGAGCAUUAUUAUGAUUUCCUGAGCACACAUCCCAAUAAAGAGGAAUUCACUCCGCUCAAAGUCCUUGCCACUAGGCCGUCGGCCUUCCGAAGUGCAAACAAGCUUUCAUGGUGGAAGCAAAUCCUGUACCGUUGUACACUAGUAGAACCACUGGAAGUUGAGAGAACGAUGAAGUCGACUUUGAGAAAGAUGGAACGCCCUCCAAAAUCUGAUAAAAUGAUAUUCCCAAAGAACUACACCACGUUAUAUGACUUCUUUUCUAUAUUGUUUUAUACAUUGUAUUUCACUCUGUUCAGGGUUGCUGCUCUAGCUGUGAAUUGGGGAAAGAAUGAGCAUGACACAGAGAAUUACCAAUCAAACGAUAAAGACUAUUACAAGACAGAUGGAGAUGAUGUUGAGGUUGGAUUUCUUCCACCAAAUUAUGCAACCUUUCAUCGUUUUAUCAAGUCUGCAUACGUACAUAGUUUUGGCCUUUCAGGAGUGGCUUUAACGGAGGUAAAAAAGACGAAGAGUAAACACCAAUGGAGUGGUCAACUCCUGAAUGCACUAUUGAAAAGACCUUAUGCAGCAUUCACGGGAAGCGGGGGCCGACCAACUGAUAGGGAAGUUGAAGAAGACAUGUUCUUUGUUUAUCUAUAUCACAAAUGGGAACAAGGUGAAACCAGCAGAUUGGAGGGGUCGAAAGAAGUAAAAGAACCAGUAUCCGCUGGCAAAACGGAAACUCCAAAUCGAAGAGACGCAAAGGAGGAAACAGAAAAAGAUGGUGCAAAGGAAACUGAGAAAAAGGAUUUAAAGGAGACAGCAUUUUUGGUUGCAGCAAGAUAUGGCAUAGUUGAAAUGGUGAAUGAAAUUCUAUACCGAAUACCAAGUGCAAUUCAUAACACUAACUCAAAGAAAGAAAAUGUAUUGCUGGUCGCAGUGGCGAACAGACAACCCCGUAUUGUUGAGGCUUUGAGAAUGCAAAUGUUUACAAAACCAGAAAUUUGGAAUAACUUAAUUCUGGCAGUGGACGAAACUGAGAACACCAUGUUGCAUUUGGCAGCACAUGCACUAGGCGGCAAUAAGCCUGGGCAGAUAGCUGGUUCUGCCUUUCAAAUGAUGUGGGAUAUAAAGUGGUUUCAGUAUAUAAAAAUCCUUGUGCCGGAACACUUCUAUUUUAGAAGCAAUAAAGAUGGGAAAACAGCGGGGGAAAUCUUCGCAGAAACACAUGAAGAUCUUAUAAACAAGAGUAGUGAAUGGCUUAAGGGAACAUCGGAAUCUUUUUCUGUUGUGGCUGCGCUUGUUGCUGGUGUUACCUUUGCCGCAGCCAGCGCCGUACCUGGUGGCACCAAUGAUCAAACCGGUAUGCCUAUAUUAGACAGUGAGCCUGCAUUCGAUGUAUUCGCUAUUUCUUCGUUAAUUGGACUUUGCUUCUCCGUCACUGGACUUAUAAUGUUCCUUUCUAUAAGUGCUUCUCUUAAACAAGCCGAAGAUUUUCGCAGGGAUUUGCCACUGAAACUUCUUAUCGGUUUGAGUUCUCUUUUCUUAUCCAUUGCUUCAAUGUUAGUUUCUUUCUGCAGCGACCAUUUUUUUCUCGUUAGUCACAAAUACAAGACCAUAAUACUCCCUAUUUAUGUAGCCACUUGCUUGCCUGUGUGCUUCUAUGCCAUAGCACAGUUUCCACUAUACAUUAAUCUUCUAACAGCUAUUUUAAGUAAGGUUCCGGUGGCCAUUAUUAGAUUCAUUUAUUAA
This is a messenger RNA of Gastrolobium bilobum, 2298 nucleotides long. RefSeq lists its product as uncharacterized. Lineage: Eukaryota; Viridiplantae; Streptophyta; Magnoliopsida; Fabales; Fabaceae. The record is from RefSeq and is a predicted model, not a curated record. The transcript has 8 exons. Gene Ontology annotation, molecular function: protein binding. Bases 1 to 2298 code for a protein of 765 amino acids.